UAUGACCAAAAAAACAAAGAAGGUAGGAAUCACAGGUAAAUAUGGUACCAGAUAUGGUGCUUCUUUGAGAAAAAUAAUUAAGAAAUUUGAAAUUUCUUAACAUUAGAGAUAUUUUAACACAUUCACAGGAGCAGUAUGAAUUGAAUUGAAUAUUAAGCACUCAUUAAAAAGAUAAGCAAUUGGUAUUUGGAGAUGUACAUAAACAGGAUUACAAAUUGCAGGUGGAGCUUGGGAAGUAAAGUAAUUAAUUAAUCUAUCAUGAGUACUCCAGCUGGUUUGUCUGCUAAAUAAGGUAUGUUGAGAAUUAAGAAAUUGNCUAAAAACAGAAUCCCCACUUCUCAAACCAACUGA
Messenger RNA from Paramecium pentaurelia, 351 nucleotides. The record is from the annotation of a GenBank genome assembly. Lineage: Eukaryota; Ciliophora; Oligohymenophorea; Peniculida; Parameciidae.